GAGGGGCUGUACACAGGCUGUCUCAAGUAAGUACACAUUUGGGAUGGAGGGGCUGUACACAGGCUGUCUCAAGUGGAUCUCCAAGCACUUUGCAAAGGUUUGGCCGACCCAGACGUUUGCCAACUUACCCACCCAGCUGAUGCACAAGUGCUUCUCAGCCAUACAGGAGACCCUGACCAAUGAGAAUGCUGUUGCCAUGGCGAUAGAGAGUGACAAGCUGCAGUCGACCAUCCCGAGUGUGAAGUGGGCGGAGCCAGUGCGGGACCUGUCGGCCCAGCUGAGGGACACGUGCGUCACGUUUAUCGUGGGGAACUUCAGCGCCGUGGUCGACAACGGGACAUUCUGCACGCUGCUCAGGGGGAUGGGCUGGAAGGGGCAGUUUGUCUCCCAGGUGUUUUCUGCUGUGGUCGACAGCCUGACUCCAGACAACAGCUGCCGAACCUUCCUGUCCGUCAACAGGCUCAAGCAGCUGGCCAUGACGGAGGACUGGAACUCUUGCCAGCAGGUGUGCGGGCCGGCUGGUUUCAGUGUGGACAUGGUUGUGCAGGUGAACUUGACCCAUGAGCGUUGCUGGGGGUUCCUGGUGCAGAACGUGGCCUUGGUGCAGCACACAGCCGGCUGGAACCUCAUUCCCGCACACACCAAGGCCAAGGUCAAGGAAGGAUCACCUGCAGUGUUUGUGGAUGACCUUGGACACAUUCCCACCAAGAAGCCAAAACUCUCAAGUGCACAAAGGGCGAAGAAAGCCUCCAGCAGAGACCGACAAACUUCCAACAGACAGGCAGCAGCGAAGGCGGAAGGGACGGCUGCAAAAGGGACAAAAAUGAAGAAGUCGGGAAAUGCCCGGAGGUCUCCUUCAGGGAGAAAGUCUAGGCCGUCUGGCAGUGCGGCGGGGCCUAGUGGAGCAGCUGGGCCCAGCAUAGGGCCUAGUGGAGCAACAGGGCCUAGUGGUCCGGCGGGGCCUAGUGGUCGGGCGGGGCCCAGCACACCCAGCACACAGCCGGUGCUGAACGGAGUCCGGCAGAAGCCGGCAGGCAGGACCAAGAGGCCAGGCUCAGCCUCCCGCAGUGGCAAGAAGAGGAGCUCCUCUAAGACGAAGCGGCGAGACGUCUUGGACGGUGCGAGUCCCGCCGAUGGGGAGGAGCGGGAGGAGAAGGCAGACAGCAUGAAACAGGACGAGUCGUCCCGGCAACGGAGCCCCACCCGGAAACCGCGGGCCCCCUUCAUCAAGCAGACGCGCACGAGCAGCCUGCGGAGCAGCAGUGCGGGUUCCAACCCCGGCCGCCCGCGCAGCCGCUCCCGGGAGUCCUCGCUAACCCGCGUCUCCGCCUCAAGCUCCAAGUCUGACGACAUGGACGCCUCCAAGGCCAAGGUCACCUCCAAGAAGUCGCUGAAGAAGAAGAGGCUGUCUUCGCGGUCCCGAAGUCGAAGUCCUGCUGUGGUGAUUAAGGAGGGGGAGGGCGAGGUGUUGCCGGGAUACAUGCGGCCGCGCUCCCGCACGCGCAGCCCCCGCCCCGCAGGCUUCAGCGACAGAGACAUCAGGUCUUCUUCUUCUACGGACUCGGUCACCGAAGGAAAACCUCCGAAGAAGAAGAAAUCUCCCAAGAUCAAGCCGGACUCCCACCUGCUGUGCCCCACCCUGGCCUUCCAGCAGAAGUCCCGCUCCUUCGUCCUGUCCGAGGAUGAGAUGGAUGCAGCUGCAGCCAAGAAGAGUCCGCCGGCCAAACAGGUGCCCGGUCUGGAGGCUAAACAGGUGCCCGGUCUGGAGGCUAAACAGGUGCCCGGUCUGGAGGCCAAACAGGUGCCCGGUCUGGAGGCUAAACAGGUGCCCGGCCUGGAGGCCGGCCCCGCCAGGAAACCUGACGAGAGGGAAACGAGUCCCAUCAGGCAUCAUGUGGAAACUAGCCCUGCUAAGCACCGUGUGGAAAGUAGCCCUGCUAAGCACCGUGUGGACAGUAGCCCUGCUAAGCACCGCGUGGACAGUAGCCCUGCUAAGCACCGUGUGGACAGCAGCCCUGCUAGGCAGAUAGCCAAGGGGGAAACUAGCCCUGCUAAGCACCGUGUGGAAAGUAGCCCUGCUAGGCAGAAAGUCGGUGGGGAAACUAGCCCUGGUAAAAAGCCAGCUGGGGAAGCAAACCUAGGAAAGAAAUUAGCAAAUGCUGAUGGCAGUACAACAAAAAAGCCAGCGAGUCCUUCCAAAAAUCCAGCAAGCCCGAAAAAGAAACCAAAACCGUCAUCACGACAGAGUGUAUCGAAAAGGUCAAGUGCAGUGGAAAAUGUUGGGAAAGUGAAGUCACCAAAGGUCAGCAACAGAACACAAAAGGACGAUGAGAAAAACAUGCAGAAUGGGCAACGCGGUGCUGCAGUACCAACAGGGGAGACAGGGGGCGCUGAUACAGUAAUGCCAACAGAGGAAUUGGUUGUCUCAGAGAAGGCAGAGACUGAGGAGAGUGAGAAAGAAAUGGAGUCUGCUAGCAGAGAAAACCAGCAUAUGGUUAGUACAGAUAUCCACGGAGACCAGCAUAUGGUUACUGCAGAAAUCCAUGGGGGCCAGGAUACAGUUGGUACAGAAGCAGAUGAUAUGGUUAGUACAGCAGCAGAUGAGAUGCAGUUAUCUGACCAGACAGAACAUUCCAACCUGCAGAUGGUGGGUGCAGCUGUGGAGGCUGCUUCAGUGUCCCUGCCCAACUACCCACCUGUAGUACCUACUGUCCCACCUGUAGUACCUACUGCCCAACCCAUAGAGCCGACUGCCCCACCCAUAGAGCCGACUGCCCAACCCAUAGAGCCGACUGCCCCACCCUUAGAGCCCGCAGGCUUACCGAUCACCUCAGCUGUAGUACCAGAUGGAGAAGAGCUGCCCAACACCAGAACAGUGGACCAAGACUCCCCCCAUGUCAGACCUGCAGAGAGAGAAACUCCCGCCAAAAAGAAGACUUCUGCUCCCGAAACUGUAGGAGAGAGAAUAAGCAGGAAGGAGAAACCAGCAGCCAAUGGAAGCAGGUCGGCAAAACCGGGCACAGCUACCAAGAAGGAGAACAUCGCAAAGUCAAAAGUAGCACCUGCUCUUGGAAAAGUAGGAAUGAAAAAAUCGAGCAAAGAAAGCAAGGCCACUCCGUCCACAACAGCAAGGCAGGCAGAAACCAGAACAAGAAUGGCCGAAACCAGCAAGAAGGCAGAAAAAGGGAAAGGCAAAGAUGAGACCAAGACAAGUGGCAUGGCGUCAGGCUCAAGAUCAAAGGUCACCAGUGUAGAAACCAAGAUCAAAAUGUCUGUGUCCCAGAGAGACAAAGUCACCAUGGCAACUAGUAAACAAACAAACAAACAAGCUGUAGGAAAGAAAAGUGUCAAAGAGCAAGAAACAGUGACUAUUUGUGAAAAAAAUAAGGUAAUUGGGGAAACAACCGUAACUAUAGACCAGACAAAAACAUCCACCAAGACAACCACAACAAGGCACCAACUGCAGAUGGAGCUAAACCAGUCCCCAAAAAGGCAGACGGAUCUAAACCAGCCACCAAAAAGGCACCAACUGCAGAUGGAGCUAAACCAGUCCCCAAAAAGGCAGACGGAGCUAAACCAGCCACCAAAAAGGCGCCCGGUUCAGGCAGAGAGAAAGCUGUCACCACAAAGUGAGACUCCGGACAAACGAGUAGAAGCUGAAGAGGCUGGAAGACCUCCUUCCCCCCAGGCUAGCAUCAGCACUGAGGAGCUGGUCUGUGUGACAAGGAACCACGUGACUGUGGCAGGCCCAAUGGACUUCGCACCCGCACAGCACAUGGUGGAAUCUGUCGUAGGUGUAGAUGGAGAAUCUGCUGCCAGGAAAGAAAGCUUCACGCCUGCGAACGAUGUUCCUCCUGCUGAAAGUGAGGAUAUGAAGACUCCCAUCCAGCCAAACAGAGAAUCUAGUGAUGCAGACAAGACAGGUUCUGUUGUGGGACACCAAGUAGCAGGUGCAGAUUCUAACACUAACCAGGACAUUACGUUUGACUCACAACAAGAAGCAUUGAUUAUUGAAACAUUGCAUGAAUCUGCAUCAUUAGAGACAGACAUAUCUGCAGAAGAAACGGCUCAGAAAGCAGAGGAAACAGCACAGGCAGUAGAUGCAGACAUAUCUACGGAGAAAACAGCACAGAAAGCAGAGGAAACAGCAGUGGCAGCAGAGGCCCGCUCACCUGUGGCAGCAGAGGCCCGCUCACCUGUGGCAGCAGAGACCCGCUCACCUGUGGCAGCAGGGUCCCGCUCACCUGUGGCAGCAGAGGCCCGCUCACCUGUGGCAGCAGAGGCCCGCUCACCUGUGGCAGUAGAGGCCCGCUCACCUGUGGCAGCAGAGGCCCGCUCACCUGUGGCAGCAGAGACCCGCUCACCUGUGGCAGCAGGGUCCCGCUCACCUGUGGCAGCAGAGGCCCGCUCACCUGUGGCAGCAGAGGCCCGCUCACCUGUGGCAGCAGAGGCCCGCUCACCUGUGGCAGCAGAGGCCCUCUCACCUGACAGCUCACCUGCAGAAGAGGAGGAUGUUUUUGCUGAAGAUGCUGCUGAAGAUUCUGACCAAUCAAUAAAAGCCUUUCCUCCCUCCGAAUCGCCCCCCUCCCCACCCCCAACUCCUGUAUCUGACAGUGAAGAAGCUGAACGAGUCACAGCCCUGCCCCCGGUAUCUGUGGACGCUGCAGUCAGCCUACUAGAGGCAGAGCUACUACAGGACACUGAAGUUGCAGAGUUAGUACAUGAGACUCGGACUGCAGAGUUAGUACAGGACACUCCGACUGCAGAGUUAGUACAGGACACUCAGACUGCAGAGUUAGUACAUGAGACUCAGACUGCAGAGUUAGUGCAGGGCACUCAGUCUGUAGAGAUAGUACAUGAGACUCAGUCUGCAGAGUUAGUACAGGACACCCAGACUGCAGAGUUAGUACAGGGCACUCAGACUGCAGAGUUAGUACAGGACACUCAGUCUGCAGAGUUAGUACAGGGCACUCAGUCUGCAGAGUUAGUACAGGGCACUCAGUCUGCAGAGUUAGUACAGGGCACUCAGUCUGCAGAGUUAGUACAGGGCACUCAGCCUGCAGAGUUAGUACAUGAGACUCAGGCUGCAGAGUUGGUACAGGACACUCAGGCUGCAGACUUGCAGAAUGACGUAUCUGGGGCAGAAGAAGAAAACAAGCAAAUGGAAAGUGCUGAAAUGACUUGCGACAUUUGA
Molecule: messenger RNA, 5194 nt
Organism: Branchiostoma floridae (Florida lancelet)
Lineage: Eukaryota; Metazoa; Chordata; Leptocardii; Amphioxiformes; Branchiostomatidae
Product: serine/arginine repetitive matrix protein 2-like
Exons: 11
Coding region: 44-5194 (1716 amino acids)
Source: RefSeq, a predicted model, not a curated record